GAAAUGAGCUCCGGGGAGAGAGAGAGAGAGAGAGAGCUCACAUCCAAAGCAUCCUUCUAUUUGGAUUAAUUCCGAAGCGAUAGAGAAGUAGAACGUAGAGACGACAAGGCUAAGAGCAGAAUGUUGGAAGGAAGGGCAAUAAUCCAGGACACAGACAUGCCUGUGAAGAUGCAGCUGCAAGCCAUGUCCUGUGCCUACGAAGCUCUUGACCUCUUUGAUGUCCUUGACUGCACGGGAAUAGCUGCUCACAUCAUAAAGGAAUUUGAUGUGAGGUAUGGCCCUGGAUGGCAAUGCGUGGUGGGAUCCAAGUUUGGGUGCUUCUUCACCCACAGAAAGGGCACCUUCGUCUACUUCUGCCUGGAGAGACUCAACUUCCUCAUCUUCAAAGGACCUUCUGCUAUGUCAACUCCAACCACAAACGCAAAAUAGCUGUUCUGACCUUGUUCUAAUGGCUCCCAACUGUGACCCCCAUAUACAUCCUUCGGUUGUUCUUUGCUCUUUCUGACUCCUCAUACUUCGUCUAACGAAAUAUGGAACUUCUCCAUACUGAUCAACUCCAUGCUUGGCUUUCUGAUCCAAACUCUAUUAUGGUUUCUCUGUCUCAUGUUCUGAAGAUAAAAAGGAUGAACUUGUUCUUAUCUCUGAAGAGCACAUAUCAGCAGAAGUAUCAGAGUGAUUCUUGAUAAUCCGAUCGAGCCACAUUAAAUAAUGGUUCGAAGUGGCCAUUAAACCAUCGUAUCAAGCUGGAUAUCCAAAGAAUUCGAGAAUUCAUGAUCACAAUUUUGCAUCAAAUCACAAUGUGAUAUCCCACCACCUCAUGUUCCAGGUGUAUUUGGUUCGUCUGUUCUCCAAGCGAUCAAUGCUUCGCAAUAAUGUCGAUAAUUUUCCUUGGAUAAAAUCGAUCGAUUUGGGUGUUUUAA
Messenger RNA from Musa acuminata subsp. malaccensis (wild Malaysian banana), 920 nucleotides. NCBI's taxonomy places the organism in Eukaryota, Viridiplantae, Streptophyta, Magnoliopsida, Zingiberales, Musaceae. The record is from RefSeq and is a predicted model, not a curated record.